GGCCGCGUUGGCCUGGUCCUCGGGCCUCAUGUUUUUGGCCCACACGUGCCCUAGUUAUUUAGGUGCGGGCUACCCCAAAUGCUCCGUCCUUGCAAAUUCAAAGAGUCCGAAGGGGAACCGUAGGAUGGCAAUACCUUGCAGUUUAUAAAGCCUCGCCGUGAAAAUUCUCAGUCACGAAGUAGCUAUGGAGCGCGGAAGCAAGGGCACUGUGACUUCUCUGUCUUCCUUGUUUCCUGUCGAAGAAGCGAUGAAGGCAGAGCUGAGAGUUAAAGAAGCGAUAGCGCAGAGGACCAAGGAGCUGGACCAGCUCAACCUCUUCAUCUCGGAGAAUUCUUCUCUCAUGAACCUUGUGCAGAGGCUCCCCGACGAGAUUUCUCACGAAAUCAUGGUCCCCUUUGGAAAGGUGGCCUUCUUCCCUGGCCGUCUAAUUCACACAAAUGAGUUCCUGGUUCUGUUAGGAGAUGGAUACUACGCAGAACGUAGUUCGAAACAAACUUCAGAGAUUCUACACAGGCGAGCGAAAACCUUGGAGUCUAAAGUUGAGGGCCUAAAAGCCAUGUUGUUAGACCUUGAAGCUGAGGCAUCGUUUUUCAAUGCUACGGCUGCUGAAGCUGCUGAAGGUCUAUUUGAAAUAAGGGAGGACUACAUCGAACAAAGUACUAACAUAGCGACCCAAAAUCAGACUGGUGCAUUAGAAUCAAAUGCUGAUCCUUCCUCUAGAACAAGUGGCAACAGAUCUUCUGAGGAUGAAGAAUAUGCCCGAAUGAUGUUGAGGUUAGAUGAACUUGAGUUGGAAGAAGCUCGUGCUGAUGAAAAUGCUUCAGGGAUUGAAGAGGAAGAACUUCCCGAUUUAGAUGAUGAAACUUCUGCUCGUUGUAGUGGUGAUGAAGGUGAAGAUAUCAAGAAUCAGCCACACAAACAAGAUGAGUCCAUUGAAGGGAAUGUAAUCAAGAGUUUGGGAAUGCCUAGCAAUGUGAAGAUGGAAGAAUACUUUCCAAGACUUGAGGAGAAAAUUUCUAUGAGGACUACAACAAAGGGGGAGGUUUUCAAAGAUAAUUUUAGCAGUCAUAGUUCAGGAGACAGAGCUGCUGAUAAUUUAGGCAGUCAUAGUUCAGGAGACAGAGCUGCUAAUCGUAAGGCUUUCACAGGCUUGAUUGUGGAGCGCGAUUUUUCUAGCAAUGAGGGCCAGACAUUUUCUCAGGCUCCUAGUACUGAUUCUCCAAAACCAGUUUCUAGAUUCAAGAUGCAGAGGGGAAACCGCUGAUUUCCUUGUUACCUAGAGAUGCCAAUGAUGUUCAUAUUAUAUCCAAAUUAUGUGAAUGUGAAUGAUCCCUGCAAACUUCCUUAUUAUUCUGAAUUUUUUUACCGGCUAAUUUAUUGUUAGUUCUUAUAUUUCAUGUUAAGCACAUGCAUCUACGUGUAGUUUUUGAAAUUUGUGGAGAUAGUUCAUGGUGGGAGUCCUGAGCAGAAACAAUGCCUUCAGUGGUUCACAACCAGAAGAAGAGAUGGCUUGGGAAAUGGGAGGAGAAAUGCUGGAAAAGAAACUACUGCCCUCAGCUAAUGAUAAUCAUUCUUGAGGACUUUGAAGCAUUAUUAAUGCAGCAUGAUAAUCAAUGCAGAAUGACAGUGCAUAAGAAAGCAGUGCUCUGGAGUAAUAACCCUUGACUUAUCCCCAGAGACUAAUAUUAAGAAUGAAUUAUUCAUGCUUACAGCCUUUGUACCUCGUGAAAUUUGUGUAGAUUUUAAAGGACUGAAACAAAUUCCUUGGUGAAAUAGGUGCUUAUCAAUCCCAUAUGCAGGUAGCCAGGUCAAUCAUGACAAAUACCACAAUUUAGACCUUUGUUACGUAGGGAAUGAACCAAACUGCAAUUAAAGAAGCACCAUUACGUUAUAUCUGUCAACUAUGUAGCAAUAUUAAUGCUUAUCUCUGUAAAACUAGUAUGGGCCCGGUAUGGGAUCAUAUGCUUCCUGUAAAGUGACAACUAUGCUUCAUCUGCUCCUGAAAGUUGGGUUCAUGAAUACUUUAUAUGGCAUUAUGGCAACUA
Messenger RNA from Amborella trichopoda, 2045 nucleotides. Its product is annotated as Prefoldin chaperone subunit family protein. NCBI's taxonomy places the organism in Eukaryota, Viridiplantae, Streptophyta, Magnoliopsida, Amborellales, Amborellaceae. The record is from RefSeq and is a predicted model, not a curated record. Gene Ontology annotation, biological process: negative regulation of phosphatase activity; negative regulation of transcription by RNA polymerase II. Gene Ontology annotation, molecular function: transcription corepressor activity; chromatin binding; phosphatase inhibitor activity.